AUGGGCAAGCGGGCGAAGCCCGAACCCAGCGGCGCCAGCCAGCUUGCGGGUCGCGGCGGCGGCACUGUGGGCCGCGGUGGUGGCGCGGGGGGCCGUGGCACUAAGAAGUCCAAGAUGAAGGCCGCCGCCGAGACGUCGAAGGAGUCCCAGGUCAUAGGGCCGUUGAUGAUCAGGACCAAGAGCGUCGACCUCACUGGCCCCAAGGGUUCCUGCGGACGCUGUGGCUUCAAGGAGGACGCCGAGCAUCCGUUCCCCGACGUCAAGUUCCCAGGUGAGGAGAUCAAGAAGUUCCCCUUCGGCUGCUCAUUCCACGUCCGUGGCUUUGUGAAGGGGAAGUUUUGGAUGGAUUACACUUGGCCUACUCUUUGCGGGGCUUGCGAGAAUGACAGCGAGUUGGCCGACUCCUUCGAGGCGUGCUGCCAGGCCGCCGACGGAAAGCGUUUCUCGGCCACGUUGCCGCAGGACGUCACGAUGGGCACGCAGACUGGCAUCACGGUGUACUCGGACUGCGUCCUCAUCACAGACGCCCAGUACCAGACCGACAUCGCCCCUGCAGGGGCGCAGAGCUUAACGCCGCAGCAGGCAGGGGAACGUGCCACAGAAGUGCAGAACGAGCACAAGGGUGAUGCGGUCACGGGGACGCUAGCCUUGGAUCCGACGUCGCCUUAUCUCAAGGUGCGCAGGUUCACCACCACCCUGAACACCCGCAGCGAGAAGGCUCUGUCGGCCGACGAUUGCUGCCGUGAGGGCGCGGCUUCGUCAUUGGAGGAGGCCGCCAACAAGCUCAUGCGCGAGCAGAUGCCCAUUACCUUGAGGGGGAAUGUUGGGAUUCCGACGGUGGCCGAGCUCAAGGCCAGAGCCUUGGGUGCGGCGCGGGGCCUCGGGCUGCUUACCGAUCCGACUCCUCCAGCAGCUCCGACGGGGAAGCUGGCCAUCGCCGACGGCAGCGUCGACGACGGCGGCGGCGCGGCCGCGCUCCCUCCAGGCGACGUCGGCGCGUCGCAGGGUCCAGCGUCGCUUGGACCAAACACCGACGACACCAGGCCGCCCAGGUCCGCGUUCGACAAUGCCAUCCAAGUGCCUGAUUCGGUUCCAGCUGGCGCUGCCCGUGGCUCCAUGGGCGACGACGCGGGGCCGCUGCCGUCAGGUGCCAGCGACCACAGCCGCGGGGCCUCCUCGAUGAUGACAGGGGCGCCGCCGUCCGUCAAGAAGCCUGGCGCGGCAAACGACGCUUCGGAGAAGGCGAGGCUGAAGGAGCUCAAGGAUUCGAUCUCCUUGGGGCGCAUCCUCACGAAGGGUAAGGACCAUGGCAUCGGUGAUAAGAUCUACGCGCUUCGGCGCUGGAAGCCUGAUAGCGACGUCUUGGGCGGCGAGAAGGACAACUACCUCAGCGACAUCGACUGGUGCACGACUCUGGGUGGGAAGGCCAUCGAACAAAUGGGGCAGGAUACCCGCCUGCGGCUGCUCGGGAACAUCAAGCACGUGGACCUCUCGGACGCGGUUCCUUUCAAGCAGCAGCUCUGCGCGGUUGCGGCCAAGGAGAUGUUCGACGUUGGAGGCAAGGUCGAGAUCUGCAUUCCCUGGAAGCAGUGCGCGGGCGAGUUUUCGAUGCUUCAUCCUCGGUUCUCGGCUGCUGGGGUGCCUGACGCAGAACUCGUCGAGACGGGCAGGACGUUCUCCAUCACCAAUUUGGUUUUGCCGUACACCGAGCAGGAUAAGAUCCACAACUCGUGGAUGAUGGACCUGAUCGAUCAAAUCCUUCCUCGUGUCAAGUCCGAGGCGGUUCGCGAGGGGGCUGGCGUGUGCAAAGACCUCGCGAAGGAGAUCUACGUGCACGCCGAGCCCCUCCGCAUCCUCAUAGACCCCUCGCCCACAGCGCUGCUGGAGUGCGAUAUCAGGUCUGAAGUUCGCAAGUUCCUUCGUGAAGAAGCUGGGCCUGAGUGGCGCGUGGUCGUGACGACCUUCGGCUCGGAGUGGAAAGCGUGCCUUGAGGAGUACAACCGUUCCUCCCACACCGACGUGAAGUACGGCGAGAAGGUCUCCUCCGUGGAACGGGUGCUCGGGGACGCUAUCAAGACCCUGGCCGUUCAGGACAUUUCUUCGAUCAUCGCGAACCUGAAGGAGUGGGGCCCGUUGUUGCGCCUGGGUGAUGCGAGAAACAUCAUGAACCAUUUCCGCGACAAGCUGGAGGACUUCAUCAAGAAGUCUGUGCUCGCGUCGGACAUCGGACACCAGGCGGUGCCAGAUAUCGAGGAAGUGACAAAGUUGAACUUGGAGUUCCUCGAUCUCCUGAGCCUCACCCCGAAGCUGCGUGCCAUCUCUGAGGACACGGUCCAAGCAUUCAACAAGAUCUCUGCCGACCUGGAGAUGUUCCAGGAAAAGGUGUACAUCAAAGGCAAGAGCGACAAACUUGUGGAGGCUUGCGACGCCUACGAUCCCAAGCGCGAUGAGACAGUGCAGAAGAUUGCCGUCGCUUUGACGGAAUCUCAAGGCGCACACUUCGGCUCGGGCGAGGUCGUCGCCAAGCUCAUCGGAUGUGCUCGGACUUGCUUCAAUCACGUUGUGCAGAUGGGCCUCGACUUCACCGCAGAAGAUGAGACAACUGAUAUCUGGGCCGAGGCCGCCGAGAUGACGAAGGAGAUGUUGGCAGCGGCAGUUGGCGCGGUCAAUCGCAUCGGGGAGUUCGACGCUGACGCGCGAGAGAUCCACAGGCUGGUGGUCACCAAGAUGAUGCUGAUCCAGCUGAUGCUGUCCAUCGGAGCC
This is a messenger RNA of Prorocentrum cordatum, 2763 nucleotides long. Lineage: Eukaryota; Dinophyceae; Prorocentrales; Prorocentraceae. The record is from the annotation of a GenBank genome assembly.